UAUUCCAUCUUUAAAUAUGAAUGCCAACUCCGACACUUUCAAUUUCAGUUUGGCCUCGCUUUCUCCACCGGCCCUGGAUUCCCCCGCCCCUCCACCCCAACAUUUGCGAUGGUGAAUCAGCCUCCUCCCAUCACCCACGACCUUUUCACCGACACCGAACGCCAGAACGACGCCGGAGCAACAUUCGUCCUCCAAUCCAAAGGGGAAUGGUGGCAUGCCGGAUUCCAUUUGACGACGGCGAUCGUCGGACCGACGAUUCUAACGCUGCCGUACGCGUUCAGAGGAUUAGGUUGGGGAUUAGGGUUUUUCUGCUUGACGAUCAUGGCGGUUGUGACUUUCUAUUCGUAUUUUCUCAUGUCGAAGGUUUUAGAUCACUGCGAAAAAGCCGGCCGCCGCCACAUCCGAUUCCGGGAACUCGCGGCCGACGUGUUGGGAUCUGGAUGGAUGUUUUACUUUGUAAUAUUUAUUCAAACGGCAAUCAAUACUGGAGUUGGAAUUGGAGCAAUUUUACUUGCAGGACAAUGCCUCGAGAUAAUAUAUUCGAGCCUUAAUCCAAAUGGAUCGAUGAAACUGUACGAGUUCAUAGCAAUUGUAACGGGGGUGAUGAUCAUUUUGUCUCAGCUUCCCACUUUCCACUCUCUUAGGCAUGUCAAUCUGGGUUCUCUUCUUCUCAGCUUGGGCUACGCGUUUCUUGUUGUUGUUGCUUGUAUCAUUGCAGCAAGGAGUAAAGAGGCUCCAACAAGGGAAUACUCAUUAGAAUCAUCAACAAAAUCAAGGGCGUUCAGUGCAUUCACAUCCAUCUCCAUUUUAGCAGCCAUUUUCGGGAACGGAAUCCUCCCUGAAAUUCAAGCAACUCUAGCUCCUCCGGCAAGUGGGAAGAUGGUGAAAGGACUUAUAAUGUGUUAUAGUGUGAUAUUUGUAACAUUCUAUGCAAUUGCUGGGUCAGGAUAUUGGGUAUUUGGAAACAAGGCCACAUCCAAUAUUCUUCAAAGCUUGAUGCCGGACAAUGGCCCUUCAUUGGCUCCUACUUGGAUUUUGGGCCUUGCUGUCAUCUUUGUUCUUCUUCAACUCCUCGCCAUUGGCCUGGUAUAUUCACAAGUGGCAUACGAGAUAAUGGAGAAGCAAUCAGCAGAUGUAAAGAAAGGAAUGUUUUCGAAAAGAAAUCUAAUUCCAAGGCUCAUUCUUCGUACAUUAUACAUGAUAAUGUGUGGGUUUUUUGCUGCAAUGCUCCCUUUCUUUGGUGACAUUAGUGCUGUGGUGGGAGCUAUUGGCUUCAUUCCUCUUGAUUUCAUUUUGCCAAUGCUUCUCUACAACAUCACUCACAACCCUCCUAAAUCUUCCCUCACCUACUCCACCAAUCUCGCCAUCAUCAUCGUCUUCUCCGGGGUUGGUUUCAUGGGUGCUUUCUCUUCUAUUAGAAAACUUGUUCUUGAUGCCCAACAGUUCAAGCUCUUCAGCAACGAUGUCGUUGAUUGAACAUUAGUUUGCGGUCUUAGGCAACAUAUCAUUAUUGUUACAAUCCAUCUCUAUUGUGAUUCCCACAAAAUAAGUUGUGUCGUUUCCCCCUUAAAAUAGGGUGAGGAUUUUUCACUUGGAUAAAACUUGAUUAGUUGUAUGCAAACCAAAGGGAUGGGGAGGAUAUCUUGAUUUGUUGUUGUAUAUUAGAAAAGGGGUAAGGAAGUUCAGAAUUAUGAUGAGUUAUUAGGUGAAGCUGGGAAUGAUGUGAAUGGAUAGAGAGAAUAUAUAAUUGUAAUUAUGAUCUAUUUAUUUUAAUUUGUUAAUGUGUAUCUAACAAGGUCAUUUCAAGGGUAGUGAAAUGCAAAGAUUUUUUCAUUUUUAA
Molecule: messenger RNA, 1840 nt
Organism: Cucumis melo (muskmelon)
Lineage: Eukaryota; Viridiplantae; Streptophyta; Magnoliopsida; Cucurbitales; Cucurbitaceae
Product: probable GABA transporter 2
Exons: 7
Coding region: 109-1476 (455 amino acids)
Cellular component (GO): plasma membrane
Source: RefSeq, a predicted model, not a curated record